AUGUCUCCCAAGGUCCUCGUCGUUCUCACCUCGGCCAACGAGAUCCCCAAGCUCCAGAAGCCCACUGGCUGGUACUUGCCUGAGUUCGCCCACCCAUGGGAAGUCCUCCAUGAGAAGGUCUCGUUGACCAUCGCCUCCCCCAAGGGUGGCGAGGCCCCUCUGGAUCCUUCCUCCGUCGAGAUGUUCAAGUCCGACGAGACGUCCACCAAGUUCCUCGCCGAGCAAAAGGCCCUCUGGACCAAGACCGAGAAGUUGUCCGACGUUCUUGCUCGCGCUGAUGAGUUUGACGCUAUCUUCUACGUCGGCGGUCACGGACCUAACAUGCGCCUCCUUUCCCCCUUUGGCUCCGAAUCACCAGCCAUGUUCGACCUCACCACAGACUCCACCUCUCUCUCCUUGAUCCAGACCUUUGCCGUCGCCAAGAAGCCCGUGGCCGCCGUCUGCCACGGUCCCUGCGUCUUCCUCAACGCCACCGCUCCCUCCGGCGUGCCCCUGAUCUCCGGCGCCACCGUCACCGGCUUCUCCAACACCGAAGAGGACCAGGCGCAGCUCUCGGAUGCCAUGCCCUUCAUGCUGGAGACCGAGCUGCAGAAGGUGUCGGGUGGCGGCUACGUCAAGGCCGACGAGCCGUGGGGCGAGAAGGUCGUUAUCUCCAAGACGGCCGGUAUCGGUGGUCCGUUGAUUACGGGCCAGAACCCUGCCAGUGCAACUGGAGUUGGUAAGGCUUUGUUGCAGGUUUUGGGUCUGUAA
This is a messenger RNA of Penicillium diatomitis, 750 nucleotides long. Its product is annotated as ThiJ/PfpI family protein. The transcript has 3 exons. Gene Ontology annotation, molecular function: glyoxalase III activity. Bases 1 to 750 code for a protein of 249 amino acids. NCBI's taxonomy places the organism in Eukaryota, Fungi, Ascomycota, Eurotiomycetes, Eurotiales, Aspergillaceae. The record is from RefSeq and is a predicted model, not a curated record.